CGAAUCCCGGUCUUCUACCCUCCGGAUCAAACCUUGGCGGGACGGCGCAACAUUGGCGAGUGGCGACCGAGGAGGCGGAGCGAAGUGACAUCGCAGCGCAGCCUCGACGGUGACCCUCCUCGUCUUCUUCUCACUAGUAAUUGCCGCAUCCUACCCUCGUGUUCUUGAUGUCGCUAAGCACCACGACGACGGGGAUUAAUGUCCGAUCGCCGCCGCCCAGAGAACCAGACCCGCACGGGGGGCUCUGUCCGGACGCUCGAUGCAGGUGCGCCCCCUCGAACUCGUAGCCCCAUCUUUGCCUCAUCUGCCCCUUUUCUCCUCAUCCCAUCCCUGCUAAGGUUCGUCGUUACUGCUAAGGUCCGACAACGAUGGCUCCAACACGUGAUCUCCUCCUAUUUCUGUUCAGUCUCCUGCUCAUGUAGAUCCAUGAGAAUCCUCAUCAGUAGAUAUUUGAUGGGUAAUUUCGAUCUAUAAUCUUUUCGGUAGAGAUUAUGCGCCUAUCUACUAUGUUGCUGCUCGAUGGGAACUUGGCAAGCAUCAAUGACAGCGAGGAAAACAUAAAUAAAGCGAUAUAUUCCUAGUUUUCUUCUAAGUUGAAUAGUUGCAGUCAGUUUUUUUAGAUUGUGCUACUUUUUUGCUGUUGUUCAUGGAAAGGUCAUUUAAGUUGAAUUGUUGCAAGUACACGCUACUCAGUUUCUGAAUGGUUUUUGAAUGUACAUGCUACUACUCAAAUCCUAAAGAAAUACCCAAGUAAUACCAAAUCAGUUUCUUUUUACAGGAAAAAGAAAGAGCAGCAAUACCACCAUUCUUGCUUCCAUUGGAAAGUGCAGCGUUCAGUUACUGGUAACCCCGCAAGCUGAUUGAAAAUGAUGGAUAUACACUGCAUCUGAAUAGUGUGAGAAUCCACUAGUUGCAAGCUGAUUCAAAUAGUUUCAGUUUGAGUUUCAGUUUCUGCUUGAGAUUGUCACCAUUCUUACAAGUGUAUCCAUGGUUUAUAUAAACAAAUACACUAGUUGCACAUUUGGAUGUAAAUAUAUGAGCAGUUCAUGUU
Molecule: messenger RNA, 1051 nt
Organism: Zea mays
Lineage: Eukaryota; Viridiplantae; Streptophyta; Magnoliopsida; Poales; Poaceae
Exons: 1
Coding region: 199-474 (91 amino acids)
Source: RefSeq, marked predicted